AUGGUCAAGUACGAUCUCAUGGCCCGAACCGUGCUGGAACCUCUGUCCACCUUCGAUAUCUCGGCCCAUUCUCGCACUUCAAUUCGCUCCAUCGCCGUCUCUUCCGGCCCCGAUUCCCCAACUCUAAUCUACAUCGGUACGUACUCCGGAUCCUUACUCCUGCUUGCCACCAAUUCCGUCUCCGCGUCUAACCGUGCUGCGACUCCCGACGACCGCGACGAUGAUUCCAAGAGGAAAAUUUCCUUUAUGCGGAGUGUUUCAGUUGGGGAUUCUCCUGUGGAAACAGUGCUGGUCCUUGGUGAGAUUGGGAAACUUCUAGUUCUCUGCGACGGUUCCUUGUUUUUGACCGACUCGCUAUUGGAUCAGCAGCUCAAGAAAUUGAGUUUGGUUAAGGGAGUUUCUGCAAUUGCGAAGAGAAUCAUCAGUGACGAGUCGUGUAGCUCUGACAUAUUGAGUAUCUUGGCUACUACGACCAAUUCGGAAUCUUCGAGUGCGAGUCUGCGCAUUUUGCAGAAAUUGGGCGGCGGGGUUAGAGCUAACGGAGUGAAAACCAGAGACUCCACCCAACAAGUUGAAGGCAACUGUAACGUUUUUGCAGUUGCGGUUGGUAAAAAGAUCGUAUUGGUAGAGCUUGUAUUUGGCAGCGAUUCCAGAACAGUGAAACAUGAAGGUGGUGCUAGCGGUUUGAAUGGUUCUUUUGUGAUGCUGAAAGAGAUCCAGAGUAGUGUUGAAGGGGUUAAAACGAUUGCAUGGCUCAAUGACUCGAUAAUUGUUGGUACAAUGAUGGGGUAUAGCUUAUUUUCCUGUGUCACUGGGCAAAGUGAGGUUAUCUUCAGCUUGCCCGAUUCUUCUAGAUCGCCAUUGCUAAAAGUGUUGUGGAAAGAGAAGAAGGUCUUGUUGUUGGUUGACAAUGUUGGAGUUGUUGUUAAUGAUCAUGGUCAGCCAGUUGAUGGGAGCUUGGUUUUCCGUGGCCAUCCUCAAUCAGUUGGAGAGUUGUCUUCUUAUGUUGUUAUUGUGAGGGAUGGAAAGUUGGAAUUGUAUCAUAAGAAAUCAGGUAGUUGUGUUCAGACGGUUGUAUAUGGAGGGGAAGGAGUUGGGCCUUGUUUAAUAGCAGGCGAGGAAGGUGGGGACAGUAAACUGAUUACCAUAGCAACGUCUACUAAGGUUAUCUGUUAUCAUAAGGUGCCUUAUGAAGAACAAAUUAAAGAUCUACUGAGAAAGAAAAACUUCAAAGAAGCAAUGGCUUUAGUAGAGGAGCUCAAAUGUGAAGGCGAAUUGAGAAACGAUAUGCUGUCCUUCAUACAUGCUCAAGUGGGGUUCCUCUUGCUUUUUGACCUGCAUUUUAAGGAGGCAGUUGAUCACUUUUUGCAAUCAGAAACAAUGCAGCCAUCUGAGCUUUUCCCAUUUAUCUUGCGAGACCCGAACCGUUGGUCUUUGCUGGUUCCUAGAAACAGAUACUGGGGUUUACAUCCUCCUCCUGCACCACUUGAGGAUGUUGUAGAUGAUGGCUUGACUGCUAUCCAACGGGCUGUUUUUCUAAAAAAGGCUGGCGUAGAUACUGUUGUGGAUGAAAAUUUUCUCCUGAAUCCACCAAACAGAGCUGAAGUUCUUGAAUUGGCAAUCAAAAGCAUCAUCAGAUACCUGGAGAUAUCUCGUGUAAAAGAGUUGCCUCUGCUGGUGAGGGAGGGUGUGGACACACUACUGAUGUAUCUCUACAGAGCCCUUAACAAUGUUGAUGAUAUGGAAGCACUUGCUUCUUCCGAGAACAACUGCAUUGUG
Molecule: messenger RNA, 1779 nt
Organism: Linum tenue
Lineage: Eukaryota; Viridiplantae; Streptophyta; Magnoliopsida; Malpighiales; Linaceae
Source: the annotation of a GenBank genome assembly